Messenger RNA from Gambusia affinis (western mosquitofish), 8545 nucleotides. RefSeq names its product Rho GTPase activating protein 35a (gene arhgap35a). The transcript is spliced from 7 exons. Gene Ontology annotation, biological process: signal transduction. NCBI's taxonomy places the organism in Eukaryota, Metazoa, Chordata, Actinopteri, Cyprinodontiformes, Poeciliidae. The coding region runs from base 837 to 5498 and encodes 1553 amino acids. The record is from RefSeq and is a predicted model, not a curated record. Gene Ontology annotation, molecular function: GTPase activity; GTP binding.
GGGGGGGAAAUCGGCUCGUACUCAACGUCACGCAUUUAUCCUGCGAGAGGGGCUUAACAUGAGAAAGGAAAACACAGCGCCUCACAACGAGCUGUCCUUACUCUGAAAAUAGCGUUGCUGUAAAUGACGGCUGAGCUCCCAGUCGGCUUCCAUACGGACUCUUUUGUUUUGUUUUGUUUUGUUUCUUUUUUAUUAUUAUUAUUUCAGACACAACAAAGGAAACAAUAAUUGGUGAAAACAACGUGGUGGUGAGCCAAGAAGGGGAAAACACACCGAAACAGCGCUUCCCAACGCCUUCCCCCCUCUUUUUCUCUCUCCUCGCCAGACAUUUCCAGCCUAUGUGAAAGGACGGGACUUUUUCCUUGUAUUUUGGGAAGAUUUUCUCUCUCUUUUUUUUUUCUACUGCUGCUGCUGCUUUUAAUCAGAAAUGAGUCCUGUUUUUUUUUCUCCUGAGAGAGAAAGUGCAAAUGCUCAUGUCUGAAAACUUCAGACUACAGCGGGGGGUGGACGAGCUCUUAAUGUAGGGGGGAAUGGGCCAGACGGCGUGUUUACUAGAAAAGCGGAAAACAAUAAUCGAUGCGAGUAUUUCUGGGGAGUGUUGUGUGUGUGUGUGUUUUUUUAAUAUUUAAGAAAAAAGUCUUUCCCUGGCCGUGAGUCGCAGAGGAGCGACAUAGAGGAAGAACGGAGUGGACGAGAGCUGGGAAGACAAGACUGCUUGUGAUCAUGACCAGAGUUCAUUGAGCUCCAUUUUGCAUGGAAACCCUGCUUCCCCGGCAGCCCCCUCCUCUCCCUAAAGCUUGCAGCCAGCAUGGCAGGAUGAGCUUCUGCCAGCGAUAAUGAUGGCUAAAAAACAAGAUGCCCGGGCUCCCAUCUACAACCUGGUCGUGGUGGGGUUGUCUGGCACAGAAAAGGAAAAAGGCCAGUGUGGCGUGGGCAAGUCCUGCUUGUGCAACCGCUUUGUUCGGCCAAGUUCAGAUGACUUCUACCUGGACCACACCUCCGUUUUGAGCACCAGUGACUUUGGAGGUCGUGUGGUGAAUAAUGACCAUUUUCUAUACUGGGGAGAAGCUGGUAGGACGAUAGAAGAUGGGCAAGAGUGCCGCAUGAACGUGGUGGAGCAGACAGAGUUUAUUGAUGAUCAGACUUUCCAGCCACACCGUAGCACGGCACUCCAGCCUUACAUCAAGAGGGCAGCUUCCACCAAGCUGGCUUCAGCUGAAAAACUGAUGUACUUUUGCACAGAUCAGUUGGGCCUAGAGCAGGACUUUGAGCAAAAGCAAAUGCCUGAAGGCAAGCUUAUAGUGGAUGGCUUCUUACUCAGUGUUGAUGUAAGCAGGGGUAUGAACCGUAGUUUUGAGGAUCAGAUGAAGUUUGUUGGCAAUCUGUAUAAUCAACUAGCCAAAACGAAGAAGCCAGUGGUAUUGGCUCUCACCAAAUGUGAUGAAGGAGUUGAGCGCUACAUUAAAGACUCUCAUGCUUUUGCCCUUGCCAAGAAGAACCUACAGGUGGUUGAAACUUCAGCCCGCUCUAAUGUCAAUGUUGACCUGGCAUUCCUUACUCUGGUUCAGCUCAUAGAUAAGAGCAGGGGGAAGCCCAAGAUUAUACCAUACUUUGAGGCUCUGAAACAGCAGAGUCAACAGAUCGCCUUAGCAAAAGACCGUUAUGAGUGGCUGGUCACCCGAAUUGCAAACAACCACAAUGAAACAUGGCCUGUUGUCAGUCGUCGCAUGCAGACAGCUCCAGAGUACAAGGACUAUGUUUUUCUUGAGGGAACGCCAAAGGCCAAGAAACUUUUCCAACAGCAUGUUCACAGACUAAAACAAGAGCACAUAGAGAAACGCAGGAAGGCCUAUCUAAAUACUCUACCACAGGCCCUAUCUGUGCUAAUACCAGAGUUGGAUGAGAUAGACCACUUGAGUUGGUCUGGAGUUCAGAAGGUCUUGGAGACAAAGAGAGAUUUCUCUCAGUGGUUUGUAGUUUUGGAUGACACACCUUGGGAGACGACACCACACAUUGAUAAAAUGGAUGAUGAUCGAAUCCCCCAGGACCUGCUGGAGACCCCAGCAGCUGAAACCAUCUAUGAAACCCACUUGGAUCAGUUAAGGAAGGAGCGCAAACGGGCAGAAAUGAGAUGGGAAUUCAAAGAAAAGCUAAGUGUUUCUCCUUUCAUCACACCAGGGAAACCGUGGGAAGAGGCUCGAAGUUUUAUCAUGAAUGAGGAUUUCUAUCAGUGGCUGGAUGAGGCUGAAUAUUUAGACAUCUACAACAAACAUCAGAAGGAAAUCAUUGACCGGGCCAAAGAAGAUUUUCAGGAACUGCUUCUUGAAUACUCUGAGCUCUUUUAUGAGUUGGAAGUGGAUGCAAAACCAAGUAAAGAGAAAAUGGGAGCCAUUCAAGAGGUGUUGGGUGAGGAACAGCGAUUCAAAGCACUACAAAAGCUACAGGCAGAAAGGGAUGCUCUAGUACUGAAACACAUACACUUUGUUUACCAUCCUACAAAAGAUACUUGCCCCAACAGCCCCCACUGUGUUGACAGUAAGCUUGAGCAGAUACUGGCUUCCAGGUUUCCUACCAGAUACGCAUCAUCAGACAGUGCUAGACUGGAAGGUGGAAGGGCGGAACGGAUAAAUCUUGUCAUCCUAGGGAAAGAUGGACUAGCCAGAGAAAUGGCUAAUGAGAUCAGGGCAUUAUGUACUAGUGAUGACAGGUAUGUAGUCGAUGGCAAGAUAUAUGAGUUAACCCUUCGUCCUAUAGAAGGCAACGUACGUCUGCCCGUCAACUCAUUCCACACACCUACCUUCACACCACAUGGAUGCCUUUGUUUGUACAAUUCAAAGGAAUCCCUCUCUUAUGUUGUUGAGAGUUUAGAAAAGCUUAGAGAGUCAACCAUAAGCAGAAGAGAAAGGGAAAACAGCUUAGCUCAACUCCCACUUUCCCUACUUCUGGUCACUAAGCGUGGUGUUGGUUCCAUUGGGGAUAUCGGAGGAGAAACGGCUCAGACUCUAAUACAACAAGGGCAGCAGGUAGCUACAAAGCUACAAUGCGCCUACCUAGACCCAGCCUCCCCAGGUAAGGGUUAUGGCCGCAAUGUCAGUGAGAAACAGCUUAACCAGAUGCUGAGAGGCCUCUUAGAAACUCGGAGAAACAUUGGGACCAGCUCCCCUACAUUACCUCCUUUAUCCUCUGCUUACAGAGACUCUCCAUCUCAGCAAGGUAAUGAGGCAGACCUACGAAUAGUUAUGUGCCUGAUGUGUGGGGACACAUAUGAUUUAGAUCAACUACUGGCACCUUUCCUUUUGCCCCAGCAUUGUCGUCCUACAUCAAGCCAUAGCAGCGGCACAUCCGUUCUCUUGGAUCUUAAUAUUGGGGGUCAUAGACAGAAUGUUGAACUGUCUUUGCUCUCUUUCCACUCCUCAUUUUCCCUCCGAAAAACAGGUCUGGUCCACGGCUACAUUGCAGUUUACUCUGCCCGCCGUAAAGCCUCCAUGGAGACAAUGUGUGCUUUCCUUUGUGAGGUCCAAGACAUUGUCCCGGUCCAGUUGCUAGCAGUAGGGGAGAGUCAGAUGGAGUUGUCAGACUCUGAUUCAGCUAAGGAGCAAAUCUGUCAGGGAGAGGACCUGGCCCAUGAAAUCAGUGCCAGAUUUAGCACAAUAAUAUGCGGACAUGGUGGGGUAGUAGGAGGACUUCAUAAGAUAGAUCUUUUCCACUCCUUCUUACAGGAGGUGAUGGAGAAGCGCACUGUUGUUGAGGCUGCACACAUGUACGAUAAUACAGCUGAGGCAUGUACCAAUGAGAGCUGUGGGUCUCCCAGUCCAGUUCACAUCCAUGUUGACUCAGAGGAUGAUAUUGAUCCAUCACCACCUUACCCGACACUUAGGGAGGGUGGUAGUCUAAGUUCCCACCUGGGAAGUUUCAAGUUGCCAGACCUGGAAUCAAGUGAUACAUUUUCUGUCAUUUCUGAUAUUGGUACAUUUGAGAGCAAACUAAAUAACAAGGUGCCUCCACAAGUAAAGCCCAAGCCUGUGCGUAAAGUAAAUCUCGGACCCUACGUUGAUCAGCAAGGCACCUCCAACAGGCCCGUCUUGCCCCAAACUGUCACCUGGGCUCCAGGGAGUGACGGAGGCUACGACCCCUCGGACUACGCAGAGCCUAUGGAUGCUGUGUGCAAACCUCGACCUACUGAAGAGGAGAAUAUUUACUCUGUUCCUAUUGACAGCACUCAAGGCAAGAUUGUCACCAUCCGCAACGCCAACAAGGGUCAUGCCAAUGGAAGUGCUGCGGGAAACGGUUCUGACAGUGAAGCUGACAGCAGCUCGCUGGAGCGCAGGAGGAAACUGUCCGUUUUCAGUGAAAAGCCCAAGCUUUACAGAGACAGGUCGCAACGGCUUGGAAAAUUCAGCAGUUUUAGGACAAGCUUCUCUCUUGGCAGUGAUGAUGAGACGGGUGGUCCACCAAAGACAAGCCAGGACGAUGGAGGACCUCAGAAGGACAACUCCAUAGAUGAGAGUGAUGAUCACAAAACAAUGAAGAUUCUCCGGGGACUCCGCAGGAAUACAAAGAAACAAACUCGGUCCAAGCCCCGGCAUUCCAACUCCAAACCUGUUGAGAGCAACUACUUCGGCAUGCCGCUGGCUGCUGUGGUCACUCUUGAGCGACCGAUCCCCGUCUUCAUUGAGAAAUGCAUCCGCUUCAUAGAGACCACAGGACUGAGCACAGAGGGAAUCUACAGGGUCAGCGGCAACAAGGCGGAGAUUGAGGGCAUGCAGCGGCAGUUCGAACAAGACCACAACCUGGACCUGGAGAAAGACUUGAGCAUCAACACAGUUGCAGGAGCCAUGAAGGCCUUUUUCUCAGAGCUCCCUGAGCCCCUGGUGCCCUACAGCAUGCAGACGGAGCUGGUCGAGGCCUUCAAAAUCAACGACAGGGAGCAGCGCUUUCAGACGAUGAAGGAUGUCCUGCGACGUUUUCCCCGGGAGAAUUACGAGGUCUUCAAAUAUGUCAUCAGCCAUUUGAACAAGGUGAGUCAAAACAGCAAGUCUAACCUGAUGACGAGUGAGAACCUGUCCAUCUGCUUCUGGCCCACGCUGAUGAGACCCGACUUCACCACCAUGGACGCUCUAACCGCCACCCGCACCUACCAGACAAUCAUCGAGAGCUUCAUCCACCAGUGCGCGUUCUUCUUCUACAAUCAGCCCCUCUCGAACGGCCUGACCGGCUCCCCCACCUCCACGCUGUCCGGGGGCAGCGGGACCUCGGCCUACUCCUGCAUGGCCGGAGGCUACUCCUCCUCGUCCUCGUCGGCGCCGUCCCCCGCUGCCUACGUCUUCCCCGCCACCCCUCCCGUCAUUCCUCACUACGGCCCUCCCCUCCACCAGCACCACCAUCAACACAGAUCCCCUUCCCAUUCCCCACCACCCACUCCCCAGUCCACGAUCCCGGCCCUGCUGCCGCCCUCUCUGCACCCCCAUCACCCCCCGGCUGAGCAACACACGCUGUGAACCCAGGCAUCAAGGGAACGGGAAAAGGAAGAAAAUCAAAAGAGAUGGCAGAUGAAGACGGACAAAGCGCGAAGAAUUCAGAGUAAAACUGGUCAAAGUUCGAAGGAUUGGGAGAUGUAAUCUAAGAUGGAAGUCGAACUUGGGAGAGUAUGAGCGAGAUGCAGUAUGUACAGGGAGGAACUGACACGUUUGGGGGGGGGAAGUCAGAGGCGUUUUUAGCCUCCGCUGGUUUCAGAAGACGAAACAAAUGAAGAGCCUCUGAACUGACUGAAUGAACUUUUCUCUCUUUGACACUUUAUCCCCUUUGUCUCUCUGUCUCACGUCACUAGUUCCAUCCUCACUGCCUUUUAGCGAAUCUACACUAGAUUGUAGAUACUACGGUAGUGAGGAAGCUGUUCAAGGGUCUCUGGCGGGGCUCGCUUCACAAACACGUCCACCCAAACGACAGUAAAAUCCUCAAUCCGGGAGCAGACGCGCCGUAACACACGAGCCCACCUGCUGUAACAAAGCACCCCCAGAGGCUGCGGCUGCCACAAGCUGGAGGACUGAACAUGUGUUGGUUUAUUCCACCGUUGUGCAGAGGACUUGCACAAGGAAACUCGUGCUGAAGCUCACCAGGCAGAAUGUUCAGACCAAAGAAGUCGAUAAAUUCCUAUCUGUCAGCCGCUCACACACACACACACCUUGAAAGAGAGGUAAAAUUGGGUUUAAUCACAAAAGUAUGCCAGGCAGAGUUUAAAAAAAAAAAAAAAGAUCCCAACCAACUGGAUCUGCUGGUGAGGAUUAUAGGUGCUGUAGCGACCUUUGAAUUCUCUGAAAAAAGCUCCUCCCUGUUUCCUGGACUUCUUUAUAAGAUCUAAAGUUCUUAAUGUGAAAUUUUCUGAUUGGUCCAAAUCCCCGUUGAAGUACCUGCAGCUUUGCCUUUUUAUUCGGUUUCUUAACCUGAAUUUCCCUCUGCUCGACACUUAGCAGAGAUAAUUCCAGAGUUACCUGUCAUGUUUCUUUUCACGCUGUGGUGGUUUUUACAACCAAGCCUCUGUUGCUGCAAUUUUUCAUAGCGAGGACCUUAGAAAAAAGAAAGGAAAAAAAAUAACACUUUUCUGAAGCACAGUUUCAAUCCAGGGGCUGCCAUGAAUUGGCUGUUUUUGUUGUUUGUCCACUUUAUCUCUGGGAACACAACACUGACAUCUAGAGGAGGACGUGGGUAUCACUGCCACAUGAGCAUGGGCGUAGCACCUUCCUUUUGCUGUGGUUUCUGUAGCAUCUGGCGCAGUUGUCAAAAUCCUGUGAAAUCACCUUCAGUUGCGUGGAAAUAGAUGUUCUAGAGUAGACUUAAACAUAGAUGAUUUUAACUCGAAUGCAAAUAAAUAAAGAUUAUAUGAAAUCCGAAUGCAUAGCCUCAAAAUUUCCGUCACGUUUCAGUUUUCUCCUUUGCUACGAGCUCAAACCUUGACAAAGGAGCCCUGUUCUCUUUCAGACAUCGUGUUUUAGCAAAAAAGCGGACACAAAGCGAGAUAAAAAUCAGAGCUUGAAGGUAUUUAAUGCUGGAAAAAUAAUUGUUAGCCACUUCUCCGGGCCUCAGCAGUGGACACAGCUUAAGGCUCUCUGGAAUUAAAUAUCUUAUCUGGUGCUCUUGGUGGGCAAGAAAUGAAUUAUAACCACUCCACCAGGAGCUCAGUCUCUCUGAAUCCCCUGUCAGAAACAGACAGCAGAGAGAGAACAGACAGCCCAUUCAUCUGCGCGCACGACCCAAGCGGAGCACUGCUGGAUUCCUCAGGCCGAGCCCACCGUUACUGUAGAAACCGGCCGAUGCAGCUGGAGGAGAAUCGCUGAGAUCCGAUUGAAGAAGGUUUAGGGUGGAAGUGUUUUGGUUCUGUGAGCCAGACAAAACGACAUAUUUCUAACUCAACCAGUCAGUGAACAGUGAAGGAGAUUCGAUCAGCUUAUUCGCGUGCUCACUUCGCGUGUGCGCGGGCGUGUGACGCGAGAUCCGGCCGAACGUAACUGGAAGGAUUGUGACUCUGCUUUUGGUCACUUGCACCGCCGUGUAACCCUGUUAGCUCGCCCCGAUUACACGCACUGAUCCACAGAAGAAGACGGCUGAACUGGGGGCGGGGGGGGGAGCGGACAUGGGAGGGGUGCGUGAAUGGGAUCAUUAUCUGGGAGACGGAGGGGUGGGGUGGGGGGAGAGGGAGCGACCACUGGUACUUGUGUGAGAACGCCGGCCGGUGGCGUUCCCUUUGUACAUCAACCUGUUAAUACUGAACUGACUGUGAGGGCAGCCAAAGACUCUGGAAGGGAGAAAAAGGGGGACAGGAAGUUGUGGAAGCAAAGUGACAAUUUAAUGAAGAGUUGCAAACUUUGGUUCAGUGAUGAAAUUUAUUGUGGCUGCAUUAUUAUUAUUAUUAUUAUUAUUAUUAUUAUUAUUAUUAUUAUUAUUAUUAUUAUUAUUAUUAUUAUUUUGUUGAUAUUGCAACAAUUGUGACAUAUGUCUAAGUUAAAUCCAGAAACAAGCAACACUAUAUUAAAUUGUUCUCGUUAGGGUAUGGGGGUGGGGGACCUAACACUUUGCCCUUUAGUCAGGGGGUUCAUAGAAACACUUUCUUUUUCUUUUCAUGUUUAAUUUUAAGAUUUAAAGAUAUAUUUUAAAAAAAGACAAAUUAUCUUUUGCCUUUUUUUUUUUUUUUUUUGCAAUUUCUUUGUGAGCCACAGAGACCAGCCCAGUAUAAUGCAUGAUUUCUUCCCAAGAGAAAGGAAGAGGGCUUCAACACUCUCACUAUUUAAGUGGUGGUGGUGGUGGUGAUGAUGAUAUAAAAUAAUAAUAAUUAAAAAAAAAAGAAAUAAAUGGGAACUGAGGGAAAUUGAUGGUGAGAGUGAUUCUAAAAAAAUAUAUAAGUGAAGUACUGUAAAGUGAAAAGAUGACGUCACACACAAAAAAACUGUCUUUAUUUGCUGAGUAUGGUAAUUUGUCUCAGUGGGAAUGGUGUAUACAGCAAGGCCUUAUGUGACCUGUAUCAUAGUUAAUAAAUCAAAUCUUGUUAAACUCA